GGAGAGGGAGGGAACAGGUCGAGGAACAUGCUGCAGACUCAGCACGGUUCUGGAAAAUAUCGUCCAGCAAAUGAUCCGCUGUUUGGUGGAAAGGAAGGAAGAAGCACAAACCGCCUUCCAGGAAUACACUCGGACUCUGCUGUAUGUACGCCAAUGAGACGCAGGCGCUGCAGUGGCUGGCUGUUCUGGUGUCAUGCCAUGUUCUAGCAUCAGGACAGAUCUCCUCACAGUACGUCCUGGUCCAGCAGCCGAUGUCCUGGAUCAAAGCCCGGGAGUUCUGUCGGAGGCACUACGUGGACCUCGCUGUCCUGAGCACAGAGGAGCACUACUUCACCCUCCUCAACGCCACUGCUGCAAACAGAGCGAGCUACUGGCUCGGUCUGCGGCGCCACAGCGUCCUGGCUGACUGGAAGUGGGUGGACGGGGAAGAGCUGUGCUACCAGAACUGGUACAGGAGAAACUACGAAGGCUGCUGUGCCAGUUUGGAGGCCAUGCUGAAGGAAGACAAGAAGCUGCUGGCUCGCUACUGUAAAGAGCAACACAUGGUGGCCUGUCAGGGUCCGGUCUCCCCACAGUCAGUAGCCGUGGACUCGGUGGGUUCCAGUCACGUGACUCUCAGCUGGAACGUCUCUGCCUUUAUGCAGACGACGCCACACGCUUACAACGUGACGGUGUGCAGCAGCACAUGUGAGACGCUGCUUCACCAACACACCAACGGCUCUGCCUUCAUGAGCGUCAGCGUCUCCAACCUCACCUCAGCCACCGACCACUUCAUAGAAGUCUCCGCCUUCGUCGUUCGGCCCGACGCUUCCACCGGCGGGAACGUGACCCUUCAAAACAAACCCGCAACCGCACAAGUCAGAACAGCUGACUUUUGUCCGCAGAACAAAAUCCUUCUGAUCUUCUUGAAGCUGCUGAAGCUGGUGUCUCUGGCUCCUCCUCUGUGGAUCCUUUAUCAUGUCAUGAAAAAAGGCAGAAACAAAACUCAAGGAACAGGGCAGAUAAAAAAUCUUCUUCUUCUUUCUAAUUUUCAGCUUGACAAACCGGUGAAGGAAACCAAGACGGUGAAAUGUCUCAAGCUGGGAAAGACGGUGAAAGCGCCACCAGCUGGCAGCACCUGCGUGGUGGCCGGAUGGGGGAAAACCAACAACGUCGCCAAGACGAUGUCUGACGUCCUGAUGUCUGUCAACGUGACCGUGAUCGACAGAGUGAAGUGCAACUCUGCUGAGUACUACAACCUCGACCCUGUUAUCACCAGCAGCAUGAUCUGUGCCGGUUCAAACGGGAAAAACAAUGCAGACACCUGUCAGGGGGAUUCAGGAGGACCGCUGCUGUGCAGUGGAGCGCUGACUGGAGUCACUUCUUUUGGAAAGAGGUGUGGUGUAAAAAACAAGCCUGGAGUUUACUCCUUUCUCACAGAAAAACAACUCAAGUGGAUCAAAACGACGAUGAGGUCAUCUGACAUAUAAAGAGCCCAGAUGUUUUCUGGUUCAUCAUAAAGCUUUUUUAUGCAACAGUCAUUUCUAUCACUGAAGGCAUUUUGUAGAUAUUGUAGAUCAGAAACCUGUAAAUGUCACCAUGUGUUUUUUUCUACCGCUCACAAAACCAAAAGUAUAAAAGCAAAAAGUGUGGAUUCAUGUAUUGAUGGUAACCAGGUUAAUGUAAGCUGCAUUUGUUGGUAGUAAUAAUGAAAAAUGACUCCAGAGCCCCAGAGAACUUCAAUAAAGGGUGUUGUGAGUUGUAGAGUUGCAGGUGACUUUAAUUCACUCCUAGAACAUCCAUCAUGCAGGAUUUCUGGAUGAAUAACCGCAAUUUUCCAUGUUUUUUUUUUUUUUUCUCAGAAAGUUUGUUCAUCCAUAGUUCUGGGUGUUUGAUGUAGUUUUGCUUUAACAUGUGCAUUCCUGUAACUUUAUUUAUGUUGUUGUGUGUUUCAAAAAUAAAGAUUUCAAAAAUAUGGAAAAAA
Molecule: messenger RNA, 1963 nt
Organism: Stegastes partitus (bicolor damselfish)
Lineage: Eukaryota; Metazoa; Chordata; Actinopteri; Pomacentridae
Exons: 6
Coding region: 144-1469 (441 amino acids)
Biological process (GO): proteolysis
Molecular function (GO): protein binding; serine-type endopeptidase activity
Source: RefSeq, a predicted model, not a curated record